CAUUCGUGGACGGUACAAGUAGGUGGAUUAUUUGUGCGCCGUUGGUCAACGCCAUUCUCGCCCUGAAGAUAAGUCGCAAGAAACACAGAGUAAUUGAAGGAGGAAUUUUUUUGCAGAAAAGUGAUGGUAGGGAGAGAAGUAUAAUACGGUUGAUACAAGCACACCGACUCCGUUGGGCCAAGGGAAUUCCGGAGGCAGUUCAGCAGUUCCGGCUAUUGAAACUGCAACAAGAUUUGAUACAGGGAGUUUUGCUUGAGCAGGUGGGUUUUCUGAUCUAGAAUACUUUUUGAAGUCAUUGGUGCGCCUUAAUUGCUAAGAGCGAAGAACACAAAUGUGGAGAAGCGAUGAUUCUCUUUACAGUUCCUCAUGGUCGUCCAAACCGUCCAAUUUGCCACCUCCACCUGCAUCGAGUAAGGAGACCGGAUCAUCGUCCCCAAAGGGACAACUUUGCCGUCAAUUUACGAUUGAUGAGAUUCGAUCCGCCACCCAAAAUUUCAAAGAAAGCUUGCUCAUAGGGACAGGUGGAUUCGGGAAGUUGUACAAAGGCACAAUCAAGAAUGGAACAACAACCAGUAUUGUGGCUGUUAAGCAGUGGAACCACGCUUUUAAUCAAGGCGCCCAAGAGUUUCAGGCUGAAGUUCAAUUAGUUUCUAUGUUGCGACACCCUAACAUAGUGUGUUUGAUUGGAUAUUGUACUGAUGACAAAGAGAUGAUCCUUGUUUACGAAUAUAUGUCCAAUGGAAGCCUUGAAGAGCACCUACACAAGCACAAUACUCAAUUAUCUUGGUCGCAAAGGCUUCAGAUAUGUAUUGAUGUUGCACGUGCAUUACACUACCUCCACAGUGGUAGUGGGCAAGAGGUCAUACACGGCAAUCUUACAAGCUCAGAUAUUUUGUUAGAUAGCCAGUGGGGAGCCAAAAUCACAGACUUUGGAUUGUCUAAAAUAAUCUCUUUCGAUGACUGCUCUACCCAUGUUAGUACUGCUGUUUCUGCCUUUUCAGGCACGCUUGGGGAUAUUGAUCCAGAAUAUAUGGCAACAGGCAGACUAAGCAAGAAGUCUGAUGUGUAUUCCUUUGGAGUGGUUUUGUUGGAAGUGUUAUGCAGGAGGCGUGUAGUUGAUACAGGUCUUAAAAAGGAACAGCAAGGACUGGUGAGAUGGGCUCAAGACUGUGUGAGAAGAGGGAAACUAAAGCAGAUCAUAGAUCCAGAGUUGAAGGGGCACAUUUUACAUACGUGCUUGAAUGAUUAUGUGAAAAUAGUGGAAGAGUGUUUGCGUGAAAGUCAAAAUCAACGUUUAACAAUGGAUGAGGUUGUUUCUGGUCUUGAGUCUAUAUUGGCAUUACAAGAGAGAAGUGAUCAUAAAUCUAUUCCCCAAAUGGGUAUAACCACAUCUGAUUGGAGGUUGGAUAAGCAAUUCUCCCAUGGACGAAGAAACUCUGGGGGAAGCUACUUUAGCAAGGUGACAAGGCUUUUGUCUGCCAAAUCCCUUUUGCAUAAGGGAGAUCAUGGUCACAUAUCCAAACAGACCAAUUCGCCACCUCUGUCUGCAUCUAGUAAGGAGACCGGAUUAUCGUUUCCAAAGGGAGAAACUUGCCGUAGAUUUACAAUUUCUCAGAUUCGAUCCGCCACACAAGACUUCAACGAAAGCUUGGUGAUAGGGAAAGGUGGAUUCGGCAGUGUGUACAAAGGCACAAUCAAGAAAGGAACAACAACAACAACUACUGUGGCUGUUAAGAGGUGGAAGUCCACUUCAUCCCAAGGCGUCCAAGAGUUUAAGACUGAAGUGUAUUUACUUCCUUUGUUGCAACACCCUAACAUAGUGUGUUUGAUUGGAUAUUGUACCGAUGCCAAAGAGAUGAUCCUUGUUUACGAAUAUAUGUCCAAUGGAAGCCUUGGAGACCAUCUAAACAAGCGGAUCACUCCUUUAUCUUGGUCACAAAGGCUCAAAAUAUGUCUUGAGGUUGCACGUGCAUUAGUAUACCUCCACAAUGGGAGUAGUGGGCAAGAGGUCAUAUACAACAAUGUGAAGAGCGCAGAUAUUUUGUUAGAUAACCAGUGGGUAGCAAAAAUCGCAGACUUUGGAUUGUCUAAAACAAUCCCUUUUGAUGACUACCCUACCGAUGUAAUUAGUACUGCCGUUGUAGGCACAGCUGGGUAUUUAGAUCCAGAAUAUGUGGCAACUGGCAGACUAAGUAAGAAGACUGAUGUGUAUUCCUUUGGAGUGCUUCUAUUGGAAGUGCUAUGCAGGAGGCGUGCAAUCGAUUUAAGUCUUGUUCAGGAACAAGUAGAAUUGGUGAGAUGGGCUCAAGACUGUUUGAGACUAGGGAAACUAGAGCAGAUCAUUGAUCCAGAGUUGAGGGGUCGGAUUUCACUUAAAUGCUUAAAUGAUUAUGUAAGAAUAGUGGAAUGCUGUUUGCGUGAUCGUCAAGAGCCACGUAUUACAAUGGCUCAGGUUCUUUUUGGUCUUGAGUCUAUAAUGGCAUUACAUGAGAGAACUGAUCAUAAUUCAAUUCCCCAAAUGGGUAUAACUACAUCUGAUUGGAGGUUGCAGAAAUAUUUUUUUUCAUCCGGAGAGAACUCAGGGGGAAGAGAGCCGGAAAAGGAUUUUAAUGUUAUAUGGAAACCAUAUGAAAUGACUCCAAUGAGAAGUAUCCGGUUCUCUGGUGAGGAUUCUGAUCAAGCUAGUGAGCCAGACGAUGAAGUCAUUGUUCAAGAGUUGCCAUCUGAAGAAGAAACCAUGAAGUCCUUGUAUGAAUUGAUGCAGUUGGAGUAUAUACAACGAGCUGGUGGAUUGAUGAGGAUGAUUGACUUUUUACACCUCAUCUGGUUUUACCCUAUGAAAAAAGAAGCGGAGGUCAACUUUGGGUCUCUUUUAGACAAGUUUUCCUCAUUUAAUAAGUGCAUUAGAAAGUUACAAGACUCUUCAAGGGAUGAACGCUACCUGAUGGAGAUUCAAAAACUUCUUCAAGACAUCGAAGAAGAUUUUGAUGAUGCUGCUUUUGAUAUGGUGGCCUAUUUACCAGAAGGCUUGCAAGUUCCUUUAGCAAGUUUUUGGUCAGGUAUACCAGAAGUCCAUGCAAGUGCAAUUGCUUCAGCCACUCAACGAGCUAUAAGUUGUAUAACUGAUUUGAAAGUCAAGAAGCUUGGAACUGCAGGAAGUGGUGCUCUUGAAAUAGCCGAAAUAUUAAAGGAUAUGCCAGAGUUAAGAAGAGCCUUUGAUAUGGUGUUGUGUGUACAUGUAAAACAUGAAAGCAUCGAAGAGCUUAUGAAUGACAUAGAAGAAGAGAUGCAUUUGUGGAGGAAAAGAAGUUUGGAAACUGGCAGUAAAAUAAACGUUCUCAAUAAGUUCCCAAACUGCUUGUUGUUCGUAGAUUGCAGUGACUCUUAUAUCGAUUUUCAUGACCCUGAAUUCAAUCUUUCCAAAUGGUUUGGAACAGUGCAGAUAGUGAUUACAGAAAAUGCUUAUUGCCCAGUGGAUAUAGAGAUCAGAGUUGAGGAUCAUCUUCUACCUUGGAUAUUAUUCUCUACAAAUGUUGACCUAGAAACAGUGGGCAAGUACUCUGAAAUUCAACAAAUGGCAGCACAAUUAAUCGAAAAGUGCAAUGGUCAUUUACUUGCCAUCAUUUUACUUGCAAGGGCUUUGAGAGGCGUGGUUGAUGUUGGUGUAUGGGUACUUGCAUUAAACGAAUUAUCCUCACUCGAGAAGCCUUCUUCAUCAUCAUCCUCACUAGAGAAGCCUUCUUCAUCUUCAUCAUCACAGAUGGGUGUCACAAAUGAUGUCAUGGUGAGGGUAUUGAGAUUCAUUUGGUCUCGCAUGGAAUCCUUGUCUCAGAGGUGCAUCGUACAAUUCACAUCACACUACAUAGGAUCCAAAAUAAAAAAGUCUUCUUUGAUAAACAGUUGGACUAAAGAUGGCCUGGUAAAAGGCGAACAAGAAGCAGAAGAUGUCUUUGAAGAUGUUAUAAGGUCUUUCCUUAUAGAGCAAGUCGGGGGAAAUUGUGUUAGAAUGAGAAAUGAGAUUCGAGUUAUUUUAGUUACUUACUUUGUAGAGUCUCUACCUCGUGGAUAUGGACUUUAUCCUAAACAAGAUGGUUCAGAACCAAACAAAAUGCCAAACAUUGAAGAGUCGGAUGCCUGGGAAAUCCAUUUAAGUAAUAACAUAAUAUCCGAGCUUCCAAAUAACCCCAACUGCCCCCUUCUUGUGAAUUUGUUCUUGCACUUCAAUCAAGAUCUGACUGAUAUUCCUGUCACAUUCUUCGAUAACAUGCCGAGCCUCCAAGUUCUAGAUUUGUCCAGCACGAGCAUAAACUGUUUGCCAUCUUCCAUUUCUAAGUUGACAACUCUUGGAAAAUUAUUCAUAAGAGACUGUGACCUUCUGAUGGAACUACCACCUGAAAUUGGAGCCCUUAAGAAUCUCAAGGUAUUUGAUUCAGAAGGAACACAACUUGUAUGCUUACCAGAGCAAUUUGGGUCGCUAACCAAGUUAGAAUGCUUGAAGUUUUCUUUGUACAAACAAAGCAACCAAAGUAUGCAAAUAAUUCUUGCAGCAGUUUUAUCAAAGCUCCUACGGCUAAAGGAACUAAGCAUUUGUGUGGAUUUGUAUGGUGAACGGUGGGAAGAUGAGGUCAAACUUAUCAUCAACAUUUUGCCUAAAUUUCGGAAAUUGAAAUCUCUGACAUUGUAUUUCCCAACCACAGAACUUCUGAGCAUAUUUAUGGAGACAAAGAGCUGGCGAAAGGUCCCAAUUUACCAACAUUUGUCGAAUUUUGGUUUCAUUGUUGGUCACAUUCAACAACGUUUGAUAUCCCGUGUCCCACUUGACCUUCAUAAGACCUUUGUAAAACUUCCCAAGUGCUUCACAUAUACAAAUGGCGAGGAGGACCUAGAAGCUAUUUCCAUGGCGCUUACAGAUGCUGCUGCUCUUUUCUUGGACCGCCACUGGACUCUCCAGUCCUUGUCUGCCUUAGGACUGGUGGAGAUGGAGAAGCUGAAAUUCUGCCUGUUGUCGGAAUGCAAUGAGAUGCUGCAGAUUGUCAAUGGACUCCAUUUAGAAGAUUUUUUUGUAAGACCAGUUCUUGGAUCAUUACAACAUCUCUCAAUUCAUUACAUGAAGAGUCUCCUUUGCAUCUGGAAUGGUCCAAUUCAUAGUCAGUGUCUGUCCAAUCUAAAAACCUUGGCGAUGCAUUCAUGCCCUGAGUUGAGGACCAUUUUUACACAGGGGUUGCUUGAAAGUCUCACUUGCUUAGAGUGUCUUAUCAUUGAAGACUGUACUAUGAUCAAUAGCCUUGUUAGUUUGGGAUCCUACAACUCUACAUCAACUCGUUAUCUUCCAAGCUUGAAAAAGAUAUCACUUCUACACCUCCCUGAAUUGGUUAGCAUCUCUCGUGGUAUAAGUGUUGCCCCACGAUUGGUAAGUCUGGUCGUUUAUGAUUGCCCAAAACUUGAGAAACUAUCCUACAUGAAAGCAUUUGAUAAUGAUAUCAAGGAAAUUAAAGGAGAGAAUGAAUGGUGGGAUGCAUUGAAAUGGUGUGAACCGGAGUGGACUGGUGGUCCACCUAACUAUCUGGCUAAUGUUUUCAUCCCACUUGGAACAAAUGGUGACAUUAUGGAUGAACUAGCUGAUGCUGUCAACAUUCUCCCGCAUUUAAGUGAUUAGCCUUUUUUUUAACACAGGUAUUAAGGAAGCGGGAAAAGUGCAAGUGGACUCACGCCCAUGUGAAUUUUAAAAACAAAGUGUAUAUUAAAAGGUGUAAGUUUUGGUGUGAGUUGCAUAUGCCUAUACUUGCUAGAACCAUCAUGCUUGACUUUUUACUCGGUUACCGUGAAGUUUCCCCUUGAAAAGGAAUAUAGCAUACAAUUUAUAAAACUUACUUCUUGGGGCUAAGUUAUGUAUCAAGGGCGUAAUAGACAAUUGGUAAAUUUUGGUCAAUAUCAAUUCAAAUUAAUCUGUUUCUUUUUUGAGCUUUACUAAAUUUGAUGUAUAUUUUUUUAAAGUACAAUGUUGUAAUUAAAAAGUUAUUCAUAUCAUUCAUAAUGAGAAUGUGCAAGGUGUA
Lactuca sativa (garden lettuce) is the source of this 6053-nucleotide messenger RNA. RefSeq lists its product as uncharacterized. The record is from RefSeq and is a predicted model, not a curated record. Gene Ontology annotation, molecular function: ATP binding; ADP binding; transmembrane receptor protein tyrosine kinase activity. Gene Ontology annotation, biological process: protein autophosphorylation. Lineage: Eukaryota; Viridiplantae; Streptophyta; Magnoliopsida; Asterales; Asteraceae. Gene Ontology annotation, cellular component: plasma membrane; plasmodesma.